Molecule: messenger RNA, 2049 nt
Organism: Phycodurus eques (leafy seadragon)
Lineage: Eukaryota; Metazoa; Chordata; Actinopteri; Syngnathiformes; Syngnathidae
Product: trafficking protein particle complex subunit 14-like
Exons: 13
Coding region: 4-1836 (610 amino acids)
Biological process (GO): cilium assembly
Cellular component (GO): TRAPPII protein complex
Molecular function (GO): alpha-tubulin binding
Source: RefSeq, a predicted model, not a curated record
GCCAUGGUGCAGAUGAUGGAGUCUCAGUGCGAGUAUUUCAUGUAUUUCCCGGCGGUGCCCAUCACGGACCUGUCCGAGCCGGCCCGGUACCGAACCCUACCGCGCCGGAGCCACCUCUACCUCGGAGAGACGGUCCGCUUCCUCCUGGUGCUGCGCUGCAGGGACGCCGGCAGGGCGACGCCGACCGAGCCGGGCCCCGGGGGCGACGCGUCGGCGGGAUUCGGGAGCGAGUCGUGCAGCGGUCGGGCCUGGCGCGAGCUGGCCGGCUCGCUGCGCGCGGUGGCCAGCGUGAGCCCGGGCGAAGGCGGGCGCCGCCGGACCGGCCGGCGCCAGCGCGACUACGGCGACGACGGCGACGACGACGACGACGACUACGUGGCGGCGGCGGAGGCGGCCGUCGCGGCGCUGGGCAGCAGGGCGGACUCGCGAUGUCGGACCUUCCGGGACUGCGAACCGCUGCUCAUCCGCAACUCGCGCGGCCCGGCCGGCCGGGAGUUCCGCGGGGCGCCGGUCCAGUCUCCUCUGGACGAGCCCGUGGUUCUGGCAGACGAGGUCAUCUUCCCGCUCACCGUCUCCUUAGACAAGCUGCCCGUCGGCACCGUCAAAGUCAAGGUGAUGGUCACGGUGUGGAAGGAGGAGGCGGAGCAAGCGGAGGUGCGGGACUCGGGCUACCUGAGCGUCCUGCAGCAGCGAGAGCCCUCGCUCACCUUCAGAAACGACCUGAACACCUUCAAGGCUCAAGUGAGCACCACCUUGACCGUCCUGCCGCCUCCCGCCGUGCGCUGCAAGCUGAUGAGCGUUUCGGGGCGCCACCUGGCCGUGCUGAAAGUGCUGAACAAGUCGUCCCAGGAGGAGGUGAGCGUGAGGGACGUUCGUAUUCUGCCGGACCUCAACGCCUCUUACCUUCCCGUGAUGCCCGACGGCUCCGUGCUGCUGGUGGACAACGUUUGCCACCGUUCGGGCGAGGUGGGCAUGGCGUCUUUCUGCAAGGUGGACAGCGUGGCGUGCCGCCUUCCCAGCACGCUCGGGGCCUUGGAGGAGCACGACUUCCUGUUCCGGCUGCACCUCAACGACGUGCCGCAGGAUGAGUCCAACGAGGGGAUGGAGGUUCCGCUGGUUGCUGCGCUGCAGUGGUCGACUCCCAAGAUGCCUUUCACCAACUGCAUCUACACCCACUACAGGUUGCCGAGCGUCCGUCUGGACCGGCCGAGGUUCGUGAUGACGGCCAGCUGUCCCGGCGCCGUCAAGGUCAAGGAGCACUUCGAGGUCAAAUACGUGUUGCUCAACAACCUGCAGGACUUCCUCUCCGUGCGGCUCGUCUGGACACCUGAGGGGCGCGGUGGUCAGAGCGAGGACGCCGCGCUAUCUGCGGUGGUGUGCCACACCCCCCUCAGUCAUUUGGGCCACUGUCGCAAAGGCUGCACGCUGACCUUCAGCGUGGCCUUCCAGAUCCUCCGUCCGGGACUAUACGAGCUGAGUCAGCACAUGAAGCUCAAGCUCCAGUUCACGGCGUCCGUGUCCAACCCGCCGCCCGACGCCAGGCCGCUCUCACGAAAGAACAGCCCGUCCAGCCCGGCGAUGCGAGACCUGCUGGACCGCCACCAGGCCAGUUUGGGUCGCUCCCAGUCCUUCUCCCACCAGCAGCCGUCUCGCUCGCACAUCAUGAGGACGGGCAGCGCCAUGGAGCGGCGCGCCAUCACGCCCCCGGUGGGCUCCCCGGUGGGCCGGCCGCUCUACUUGCCCCCGCAGGACAAAAGCCUUCUGUCGCUGGACAAGAUCGCCAAGCGGGAGUGCAAAGUUCUGGUGGUGGAUCCGGGACGCGAGGAGAACAUCUAGGGCGGCCGGCGCGACAUCGAAGACGCCUGCGAGGUCAUCGAAAAGGACGCGUCGCGCUGGAGGACGUCGAGAGGCCGUGUAAAAGUAUCGCAUCCCCGGUGCCUGGGACCGAUGUUGAACGGAGAGUACUUGAUUUAGUAGUCGUGGCGGUGCUAGUAUUACUAAGAAGGACAUCGAGGAGGUCAUUUUUGUCAGUGUUAUCAAGCUACGAAA